This is a messenger RNA of Melampsora larici-populina 98AG31, 1332 nucleotides long. RefSeq lists its product as uncharacterized. Gene Ontology annotation, molecular function: O-acyl-L-carnitine transmembrane transporter activity. Gene Ontology annotation, cellular component: mitochondrial envelope. The transcript has 12 exons. The coding region runs from base 90 to 1034 and encodes 314 amino acids. NCBI's taxonomy places the organism in Eukaryota, Fungi, Basidiomycota, Pucciniomycetes, Pucciniales, Melampsoraceae. Gene Ontology annotation, biological process: mitochondrial transport; carnitine transmembrane transport. The record is from RefSeq and is a predicted model, not a curated record.
UGUAAACUCGAUCGAUCAAAUUGAAGUUUCAAUCUCAACUGAAUCCUAUCCUAUCACAAACGAUUCGAAACUACAAAUAAAUCAGCAUCAUGGUCACCACUACCACCAAUGGAAAUCCAUCUUCAAAUAAAUCAAUCGAUAUUAAAAAUGAUGAUAAUCUUAAAAAAACAAGUUCUUUAAAAAGUUUUAUUUCAGGUGGAUUUGGUGGGAUCUGUUCUGUUUUAGUUGGUCAACCUUUUGAUCUAACCAAGACAAGAUUACAAACCGCUCCUCCUGGUCAAUAUACUGGAGCGAUGGAUGUAGUUCGAAAAACGAUUGCACGUGAUGGGUUUCUUGGGUUUUAUCGUGGAAUGAGUAGUCCUUUAAUCGGAGUCACUCCAAUGUUUGCCGUCUCAUUUUGGGGUUAUGCAAUGGGAAAGAAAUUAGUUUAUUCUUUUACACCUCAAAGAACUUCAACAGAUUUAAGUUAUAGUGAAUACGCCAUUGCAGGAGGUUUUAGUGCCUUACCUACUACACUGGUAGCAGCUCCGAUGGAAAGAAUCAAAGUUUUACUUCAAGUAGAUGGUCAAAGUACUUUACAAAAGUAUUCUGGACCUAUGGAUUGUGUUAAACAAGUUUAUAAAGAAGGAGGUUUAAAGAGUCUUUUUCGAGGAUCUAUGGCAACUGUAGCAAGAGAUGCACCAGGUAGUGCAGCAUAUUUUGUUGCAUAUGAAUCUGCUAAAAGAGCUUUAACUCCCAAAGGAUCCGAUCCAAAUCAAUUAAACCUAACUACGAUUUGUGCAGCAGGAGGUUUUGCUGGAAUCGCAAUGUGGUCAAUUGCCAUCCCACCCGACGUAAUCAAAUCAAGAUUACAAGCAGCACCUACAGGAACAUAUAAAGGUUUCUUAGAUUGUAUUCAGAUCACCAUUAAACAAGACGGAAUGAAAGCUUUGUUUAAAGGAUUUGGACCUGCGAUGGUUCGAGCUAUUCCGGCUAAUGCGGCUACUUUCUUAGGUGUUGAAUUAGCUUUGAUGACUUUGAAUAAGGUUGUUUGAUUUGAUUGAAUGGUUUUUGGGAAAGACUUUUUAUAAUAUAGAUAUGUAGAAGAAUGAAAAGGAGUUUUUUUCAUAGGGGUUUAAGAUGAUGAGGAUUCUAAUUAGCAAUCUUAAACAUUUGUAUGUAUGUAUUUCAUAAUUAAACAAAUGAAGAAAUCUUGAAAAAAAAGCAAAGAAAUGUAUGGUUUGAUGAUCUUUUUUGUAUUUUUUGGGGGGCUGAUGGUGGGGGUGUCAAUUGUAGUGUAGUGGUAUGUAAAUGACAAGUUUAGCAAAUUUAUUGUUCUUUUAAUUCUUGUAC